Molecule: messenger RNA, 1140 nt
Organism: Habropoda laboriosa
Lineage: Eukaryota; Metazoa; Arthropoda; Insecta; Hymenoptera; Apidae
Exons: 5
Coding region: 52-1140 (362 amino acids)
Source: RefSeq, a predicted model, not a curated record
AAAAUUGCCAUCUGUAACACAAAGGAAUUUGUAUUAAAAUAAAAACGCAAGAUGUCGAAUAGUAAAUGUAUUAAACAAUUGCGUAAAAAUUAUGUGAAAGAGCAGCAAGAAAUGACUCAUUCAGAAAAGCUACGCUUAAUAGACGAUGAGUUAAAUGCAUUUUACAAAUAUUGCCAGCAGGCUGGUUUUACAGAAGAAGAAAUGGAUAUUAUUUGCCAGCCUUUAGUGGCUGCAAUGCGACGUUCUUGGCUACAACUUGUCUUCCGUGGAACACUUAUUUUAAUCGUACUUGGGACUUUGGCCUGUUUAGCAGCUCAACUUGAUUUUGUUGGGACACAUUUUACCGUUAUAAGUCGUCUCUUACUCAUUAAAGUUCUCCCAAUUUGGAAUUGGCAACCUUUAUAUUAUGAAAAUUGUAUGAUCAACAAUCCCUUUUACAGUGAUUAUAUGAUAACAGAAGAAGAUUGUGUGACUUGUGAAGCUUUAGAAACCAUUGAUCGCUUGUCAGAUGUAAGAUAUCUCAAUCUUGUUGAGAAUUAUCUCAGUAGGGAUGCACCUGCAAUUAUUACAGAUGCAAUGGAUUCUUGGGCAGUUAUGAACACAGACUAUUUCUGGUUUGAUAACAUCACUCAUCUUUAUUUAGAAGACGAACGUUUAAUGGAAACAGUACCUUGUGCUUUGAGUUCAAAUUUAAGAACUGGUUCGUCCGAUUUGGCAGCAUUUUUACGUCGAGUACAUUCGCCCGAAGUAGCUAAAUGGUUCGUCCAUUGGCAAAACUGUGAUAUGAACGCUGUGAAAGUCUUGAGAAAGUAUUAUCAGCGGCCGUACUUCCUUUCAAGUGCCGUCUCACCAGCACAUUUUAAUUGGGUCCUUAUGUCUUCGGAUUACAAUAGUCCGAGUUAUAAAAAGGUUGAAUUAGAUUCAGGUCUCAUUGCCCUGGCUCAAUUACGAGGUGCUACGCAACUUCGAUUGACUCCUAUAAAUCCUUGUAAUAGUUCUUGUCCCGAGUUAAUAGCAGACUUGCAUCAAGGUGAAAUGCUGGUUUUUACUAAUUUGAUGUGGACUUUGGAGUACGCGCCAAUGAGAGGAUUAGAUAAUAUCGCCAUUUUGACUGAAACCGUCUGGGAAGAGGAUACAUAA